Molecule: messenger RNA, 5373 nt
Organism: Closterium sp. Yama58-4
Lineage: Eukaryota; Viridiplantae; Streptophyta; Zygnematophyceae; Desmidiales; Closteriaceae
Source: the annotation of a GenBank genome assembly
AUGUUGUUUGAUGCCUGGCUCGAAUAUCUGCAGAUGUGCCUUAUGACUGAUGCUAAAGGCGGCGUAUCCCUCUUUGACCUCGCGUCUUGCACCUCAGUCGCUCCAGCAGACACAGUUGACAGCCUCACUCGCUCACAAUGGCUUACCCGUGACGCUGCUGCUCGCCUAGCUAUUCGCAACCACCUGCCGUUAGCCGAACGCACUCACUUUGGCCAGCACAAAACUGCUAAGGCACUGUAUACUGUUGUCAUCGCUCGCUACUCUUCCCCAGCCACUGCUGCUCUCAGCUGCCUUAUCCUACCCUACCUGUUCCCUGAGCUUUCCUCCUUCGCCACAGCUGAGGACCUCAUAGCUCACCUUCGCGCUAGUAACCUACGCUACCGCGCCGCCCUCCCAGCCGAGUUCUUAGCCAAGAACCCUCCCCCGAUGGACCACUUCCUCGCCCUCCCCCCCACCGACCUCACAGUCAACGACCUCGAGAAGCAACUCCUUGCAGCUGAGUCCAACAUCGUCGCUGUAGGUGCUGCUCGUGGCGCUCCCCACACUCCCCUCUUUGAGGGGUGUGCCCCCUCCCCCCUGGCCCCCUCCCACGCCUCUGCUGCUGCUGCUGCUGCUGUCGACUUCCUUGGUGCUGAGGAGGUCGGUGCCGCUUCUGCCCCUGGUGGGAAGCGCCGCAGCGGCAACGGCAGGGGAGGCAAGGGUGGCAGCGGUGGCAGCAGGGGAGGUGGUGGUGGAGGCGGAGGCGGUGGGGGUGGUGGCGGUGGGGGUGGUGGCGGGAGUGGAGGUGUCGGUGGCGGCGGUGGCGACGGCGGUGGCGACGGCGGUGGGCGUGGUGGUGGUGGAGGUGGCGGUGGUGGGACUGGUGGCGGCGGCGGGGGUGGUGACGGAGGUGGGGGCGGUGGUACCGGCGGUGGUGGCGGCGGUGGUGGCGGAGGUGGUGGAGCUGUUCAGCGAGGAGAUACUGGUGGUGGCCAGCGCCAGCAGCAGCAGCGUCCGCGCGAGACCCUUACGCCCCAGCAGCUUCGUGAGUGGUACGCUCAGCGUGGGGCGUCUGGGGGUAGUGCUCGCUGCCCGUACGUCAUUCGCACUGGGGACCGCGCUAGUCAGACAUGCAUGAAGUUUCACACUGAGUACCGCCUUGACGACGCAUGGCGUGCCCAGUUUCCUGACGCAGUAGAGCUCCCCCGCUGGGCGGAUCUGCUUAAGCGCGAUUUUGAUAUCUUUGCACCAGACUUUGAUGCUAUCCUUGCUGCCAUGUAUGCAUUGACUGUUAGUGCUGAUGGGGACUGUUACUUGUGUAUGCCAUAUGACCCAGGUAUAGAGUCUGCUGCUCUAGGUGCUCGUGAUUCUGCUCUCUCUGGUAUUGCGCCUGCUGAGGCCUUGCACACCUUCACUCUUGACUCAGGUGCUUCUCGUUGUUUCUUUUGUGACAAUACCGAGCUCACACCACUCCCUAGACCGGUUGCGGUCUCCCUGGCUGACCCCUCUGGGGGUCCCGUGCUUGCACACUCCUCCACUGUGCUCCCGUAUCCGACGUCGUUCUCGACGAACUUGGUGAGCAACGCUGUCCUUCAGGAUGCAGGGGUUGAUACCUUUACCCCUGGAGGACAGCGUGUGGCGAUCUGUACAUGCUCCCGGAACGGCCGUCACAUGGCCACGUUCACUCGUCGGCCAGAGACCCUCCUAUGGCACCACCGCCUUGGUCACCCCUCCCUGCCACGCCUUCGUGGCAUGCACUCCCGCCUCCUUGUCUCUGGUCUUCCCAGGUCUCUUCCUUCCCUCCCACCCUCGCCUGCCCCGCCCUGCGUUCCUUGCACCGAGGGGCGGCAGCGCGCCGCUCCUCACUCCUCCUCAUUUCCCCCGACGACUGCUCCCCUGCAAACUCUCCACCUGGACGUGUGGGGCCCAGCCCGCGUCCAGGGACAGGGCCGUGAGCGGUACUUUCUGCUGGUUGUUGACGACUACUCGCGUUACACCACGGUCUUCCCCUUGCACAGCAAGGGUGAGGUCCCUGAUGUUUUGAUCCCUUGGAUCCGCGCUGGGGAGGGCAUCCUCCAGUCGUUCACGCUUUCGGCCUCUCCACAGCAGAAUGAGGUUGCUGAGCGCCGCAUUGGCUUAGUCAUGGAGGUUGCUCGUACCUCCAUGAUCCAUGCGGCUGCUCCCAAUUUUCUGUGGCCGUUUGCGGUCCAGUACGCUGCGCAUCAGCUCAACCUCUGGCCCCGUGUCUCCCUGCCGGAGACCUCGCCCACACUGCGUUGGACGGGGAAGGUUGGCGAUGCGUCGCGGUUCCAGCCUGGGGGUGCUGAGCCUGCGACUGUGGAGCCUGGGGGUGCUGAGCCUGCGAGUGCGGAGCCUGGGGGUGCUGAGCCUGAGCGUGCGGAGCCUGGGGGUGCUGAGCCUGCGAGUGCGGAGCCUGGGGGUGCUGAGCCUGCGAGUGCGGAGCCUGGGGGUGCUGAGCUUGCGAGUGCGGAGCCUGGGGGUGCUGAGCCUGAGCGUGCGGAGCCUGGGGGUGCUGAGCCUGCGAGUGCGGAGCCUGGGGGUGCUGAGCCUAGGGGUGCUGCACCUACAGGUACUGAGUCUCCCCUCCGAGAGCCUCUCUCCCCACAGCAGCUGCGCGAGUGGUACGCUAGCCGCUGUCGCCUUCUGAGUGACGCGGCUGGAGCUAGUAGCGCUGGAGCUGGGGUCACUGGUGCUGGAGGUAUCGGAGGAGCUGGAGCUAGUGGUCCUGGAGGCGCUGGUGCCGUAGACGCUGGAGCUGGAGACGCUGGCGUUGGCGGUGCUGGAGCUCGAGGCACUGGAGCUGGAGUCGCUCGAGCUGGAGGCCCUGGAGUUGGGGACGCUGGCACAGGUGGCGCUGGAGGCGCGAGAGCUGGGGGCACUGGAGCUGGAGGCGCUGGAGCUGGAGACACUGGAGCUGGAGGUGCUAGAGCUGGAGGUGCUGGAGCUGGAGGCCCUACGCUGGAGCUGGAGACGCUGGCGUUGGCGGUGCUGGAGCUUGAGGCACUGGAGCUGGAGUCGCUCGAGCUGGAGGCCCUGGAGUUGGGGACGCUGGCACAGGUGGCGCUGGAGGCGCGAGAGCUGGGGGCACUGGAGCUGGAGGCGCUGGAGCUAACACUACUGGAGCUGGUGGUGCUAGAGCUGGAGGUGCUGGAGCUGGAGGCCCUGUGCAGCAGCGACCACGCUGGAGCUGGAAACGCUGGUGCUGGCGGUGCUGGAGCUCGAGGCACUGGAGCUGGAGUCGCUCGAGCUGGAUGCCCUGGAGUUGGGGACGCUGGCACAGGUGGCGCUGGAGGCGCGAGAGCUGGGGGCAUUGGAGCUGGAGGCGCUGGAGCUGGAGACACUGGAGCUGGAGGUGCUAGAGCUGGAGGUGCUGGAGCUGGAGGCCCUGUGCAGCAGCGACCGUUUUUCGAGCCGCCGCCACAGCUGUCUGAGCUUCCACCCGAGUCGGUGCUCCGCCAGGUUCUUAGUCUUCCUUCGUCCACUGCCCUUCCUCCUGGCUCGCCGCUGCCUGUCCCGUCACGCUACACUGAGCAGCCGGUCUCCCUUACAGAGCGUCGUGAGCCUGCGUCUCGUCCUGCCUCCCCUGUUCGCGCUGUUCGCACCGCUCGUCGUGUCCCGCGUCCGCGUCCUCCUCCUGUGCCAGGCACUCACACUAUGGCACUUCGUCCCUCCUCUGCUCCACAGCGCGUCCCGCUGUCGUCUCCUCCUGCGUCCUCUCUUCCUGAGCUUCCUGACCCUGAGUCUGACGCUGUUCGUGCUGCUAGCCCCACCGUUACGCGUCUGCUGGCUACUGUUGUCACUGACCCGUCGUUUGAGUCCACUGCUGCGUCUGCCUUGGUUGCUGUGCUUGUGGACUUUGCUGCAGCGUGUCGUUUAGACUACGCCGCCAGUCUUGUUGCAGAGUCUGAGUCUGUUUGUCCUCCGUCCGUCGGGGGUGGGUGUGCUCUUGGCACGGACGUCCUUGAGGACAGGCAGGAGGACUUUGACUGUCUUGCGGCUGCUGUACCUCAUCUCGUGGCCUGGCUGCUUGCCCCUGAGGGAGACCCGGAUGCACUGGACAUCCCGACCCCGCGCUCUUACACAAAGGCAAUCACGGGUCCCUACUCCUCUCAGUGGCAGACAGCCAUGGACGCAGAGAUGGCAUCCUGGAAGUCCAUAGGCACUUACGUCGACGCAGUUCCCCCUCCUGGGGCGAACAUAGUCGAUGGCAUGUGGAUUUUCAGGGUGAAGCGGCCGCCAGGUUCUCCGCCUGUCUUCAAGGCUCGUUACGUUGCACGAGGCUUCAGUCAGAGGACGACACUUGCGGCCCUUGGGUUUGCUCCUUCGACUGCUGACCCGUCGCUAUCUUUGCGCACCGACACUUCGCUGCCGCCGUUCUACAUUCUCGUGUACGUCGACGACUUGGUCUUCGCCACUGCUGACACUGAGGCACUCGCCCUUGUGAAGUCGGAGCUGCAGAAGAGACACACGUGCACAGACCUGGGUGAGUUGCGCAGCUACCUUGGCUUGCAGAUCACCUGGAACGAAGCAUGCCGCACCAUUACCCUGACUCAGUCACACAUGGUGCAGCAGGUCCUUCAGCGCUUCGGCUUCCAGUUCUCCUCACCACAGUCCACUCCUCUGUCUACUGGUCACUCGCUCUCAGCUCCACCUUCGGACGAGUCCGUAGAGCCGAGUGGCCCGUACCCAGAGCUUGUGGGCUGCCUCAUGUACCUGAUGACCUGCACUCGACCUGACCUUGCGUACCCUCUUAGCAUCUUGGCUCGCUACGUUGCACCUGGGAGACACCGGCGAGAGCACUGGGAGGCUGCUAAGAGGGUGUUACGCUACUUGUGCAGUACAUCAGGCAUGGGGCUGGUGCUUGGAGGACAGGGUCCAGCUGUCCUCACUGGUCACUCAGACGCCUCUUGGGUGGACGACCUAGCUACACAGCAGUCGUCGCAGGGCUACACCUUCAGCCUUCGUUCCGGCUCUGUCUCUUGGCGGUCUACCCGCUCUUCCUCUGUUCUCAGCUCCAGUUGUGAGGCUGAGAUCCACGCCACAGCCAUGGCUGCACAGGAGCUACGCUGGCUCACCUACCUGUUGGCUAACUUGGGAGAGCGGCCUCGUUCUCCUCUAGUUCUGUACGGUGACAACAAGGCAGCCCUUGCCUUGUGUCAGGAGCACAGACUGGAGCACAGGACGAAGCACAUCGCUCUGCGUUACUUUCUUGCUCGAGAGCUGCAGCAGCAUGGUCAGCUUCGUCUUGCUUACGGGGACACGCGGGCCAACACUGCUGAUGUAUUCACCAAGGCACUUCUGCCUAGUGAUCAUCAGCGGCACUGCACUGCUCUAGGCCUCGUGCCUACGUUCUCUCACUUGCUCACUGCUUGA